UAGAAUUGUCAAGUCUCCCAACAGAAGCAAAGCCCAGCAGUAGUAGAUGGCUAGCGAUGAACGGAAGGAAGACACACAAAAGACCGCUGUCGAUGAAUUUAUUCAAGUCAGCUCGUUAGCCAGAGAUUUGUUUAUUUUUUUUUAUUGCAACGCAUUUGUUUGGUUUCUGUGACACUCUGCUGAAUGCUUUCGUAGUCGGAGAUUAUUGUCAAAAUGGCACUCGGUGAUAAAAAGGAUACCCUCACCCAGGAUAUUCACGAGAGUGUCAGGAAUGUCCUUGGUAAACAUGUCAAAAUCAUGGAGAGGAGAGCUGUCCGAAUGGAGACCAAAGGCGAUAAAAUGGAAAAUAGAAUCCUUGUUUUUACUCCCUGUCGACUAUUUGUGUUUACACCUAAAAUUCCAACCAAGAUUGACUUUAAUCUUCACUACCUUGACUUACAAUCCAUUGAAAGCAAGAAGCUGUCCCAGCUUACCUUGUCAACAAUGGACAAGGUAUAUUCCUUCCACACCCAAGAGGAGCUGAACCAGACCUCUGAUUCUCUGAUCACUGCCAUAGUUACUGCAAUUAGUGACUUGUUUCCAGGGAUUCCAAUUGAUCAAGUGGUACGACGUAUUGACGUUAGUCCGGUAGGUCGAAUGGAGAACCUUUCCAAUCUCCUUCGUGGUUCCAAUAGCGAAACUGAAUUAAGCAUUCCGUGUGGAAACUUCUCUCGUCAAUAUGCUUGUAUGUGUGAUUACUAUGGGUUGCCGUAUCGAGAAGAAGUUGCUUGGGAUGUGGAUACGAUCUACAUGUCACACAACUCGAAAGAGUUGAAUCUUCGAGAUUUCGACCAUUUAGAUCCCAAGGAUUUAAUUCCCAUCAUCGCUGCUUUGGAGCUCAACUCCUUUUUCCUCCAGUUCCGCUGCAGUCACUUAAAGCUGUCACAUGAGUGCUCGGAACGUCUGUUGGCCGUACUCAAGAAGUCGGCCACACUCGAAGAGAUCUAUGUUGACAAUGCUGGUUUCAAAGGGGAUUUUGCCAACAAGCUUAGCAUGGCUAUCAUAUCGAAUUCAAAUAGCUCACUUCACGGGAUCGACUUGUCGCACAAUCUCAUCGAAGAUCGUGGCAUAACUAGUCUUUGCGGUUUCCUGGCCAAAGUUAGACAAGGCGCCACGAAUCUCAGCUCGUCACUGUCCAAGGCCCAUCGCGGUCUAGUGAAGCUCUCGCUUUCCCACUGCGGGCUAACUGGAAAGGGCGUGGCUCAAAUUGGCCACGCUCUCGCCCUCAACAAGUGCAUGUCCUCGUCGUUGCAGCAUCUGGAUUUGAGCAAUAACGUUGCCAAAGAUGACAUCAAUACGAUCUGUAGCUUUCUUGCCCAACCGAAUGUGCUGACAUUUCUAAAUUUAUCAAACACGGACAUCGCACUAGAGCCGAUAUUUGGAGCUCUUUUACGAGGAGGCACGACUCAUCUACGUCACCUUGAUUUAUCGAAAAACUAUUUCUCAACCAAGAAGGGCAAAGAGCUGCCACCAUCCUUCAAGCAGUAUUUCACUUCCGCUCUGGCGUUGCGUACCGUUAUCCUGUCUCAUUGCAAAAUAACACCAGAAGCGCUGAAGAAUCUUCUUCUUGGUCUGGCUUGCAACGAAUCUAUCGAUAAUGUCACGUUGGAUCUGAGUAAUAACAUCUUGGGCAACGGCGGCUGCCACGUCCUUGAGUCAUGCAUCCAUGGCGUUCGAUGCGUUUCGACUCUGGACAUUAGCGACAAUGGUAUCGAUGUGGAAAUGGCCGGUGUUUUACUGUCGAUAAGCCGCAACAAGUCGAUGAAGAAACUUAUCCUCAACAAGAACUUCCAAAACAUGAAAUCUAAGCACGCUGCCACCGUCAUCGAUGCCUUCGUUCAUCUCUUGCAGGAAGAGGACUGCGUUAUUGAGGCAUUAAGUUUGGUGGAUUGCAAAUUGAAGAGCGAACUGUAUAGUUUAAUCAACGCAGUUGGAAGCAAUCAAUCGUUGCAGCAUCUUGACCUUAACGGUAAUUAUAUGGGUGAUCCGGGCGCUCGUCUACUUUCCAAAGCCUUACAGAUCAAUACGUCCCUAAGAGCACUAUCGAUUGACCGGAAUAGCAUUACCGUCCAUGGUUACAGUGAUAUUGCUUACGCGCUGGAAAGUAACCGGACACUAAGGUGCCUGUCGUACCCGCUGCACGAUAUCAUGGUUGCCGCCAAGACCGGCACGGACAAAGUAGACGUCCUUUGGAAGCAGAUACAAGAAGCACUACAGCGCAACAUGUCGCUUGCGGGUCCGUCGCCCAACGGGACGUCGACAUCAGUUCGUUUACAUCAACAGGGUGAAACGACCAAUACUAGUUCUCAGAAUCAGUUGGUGGAUCGACUUAUCAUGCAAGUGAACGAGGCCAUUCGUAGCCUCCAGCGGCAGGGUAGUGAGGGAAGGGCGGGUGAUAUCGAAAUCGCGCGAAAUCUGCUAGUCGACGCCCACGCCGCGAAAGAGCUUCUUGGCAAACUUCAAUCCAACGUCGAAGUGGCUCAGGAUAACAUAUCUUUGAGUUCGUCGAUGAAGCCAAUGGUCGACGAACUGCAGGCAUUGCUUACCUCUCAUUUGCAAAGCAUUGGCGAUAAUUUGUGGCAUUGCGCACUUCAGCACUGCAACACUGUCAUGAGCGAUUCAUCUGUCUCUGAUCAGCUUAGAAAAUCGAUCGAGAACCAAUCGUUUUUUCCCGUCAGCGUAAUCCGAAAAGCCGUGAUGGAGAACGCCACUUUACAAUUGACGGAGAAAUUCGAUGAGUUAUCGACGGCUCUCUGUCGUACAGUCUCCGAAAACGUCAUGGAUGAAGUUGUUCAAUCUUUGACGAACAUCUAUAAGACCUUGGCGGGAGAUUCCAACCCUCCCCUAGAUUGUAAAAAGCGGUCGUCCACGCCAGAUGUACUCAAAUCCCGGACAAGAAUCAACUCAGAAAUGAACACCCAACAUGGCGAAGACGAGUCUGAAGACACGCUCGAUCAACAAUCGAAUCGCUCACCGGUGGCAACACCAGUGGCAAGCAAACGAAGAAAUCUGUUGAGUCGAAAAUUGCGACCCAAGUCGACGGUUGGCAUGGGGCAAGGUGCUUCUGCUGAUGACAUUCCUGAUCUCGUUCCCCCGUUGAAUGAGCAACUCUCUGGCAUGCAUCACCAGGGUGAAGAUCCCGAUGCAAACGAAGAAGAGCCCGGUGUCAAUGUCGACGAAUCUCAGGCAGAUGUCUCCAGAAAAUCAGCUCCCUUAAAACAUUUGGGUUUAAGUCGGCCCAAAAAACCUAAAACGCGAUUGCCUACACGAAGUGCCGCCGCUUUGCGCGUCGGCAAUUCAGAGACCGCCUCUCAAGAAAGCUUGGACGUAGAAGGAGAUCUUAGCCAAGGGCUAGACACGUUUUUUCACACGACUACAAUGGCAACCACAACAGGCGGUAGCAGCGUAAGUUUAGGUAGUAGCCGGAUGCGAGGUAGUUUGGGGAGUGUCAGUAGCGCCGAAUUGGGUUCGCCCUCAUUAGAAAGCGUGUCAGCUGAAAGCAGCCCGAUGCACCGUUCUGUGGCUGGUGACAAAUUAGGAGAGGAGGUUGGCAGUAGCAGCAGGGAGGAGCUCACUCUCGACGAAGACGCUGUCAAAUUAAAGGAGAAACGUAAGAGCGAAGAUGAUUUGUCCUCAACGACUAAGGAAAAGCGAAAAGAUUCUGGCCGUGGAAUGGGAGUUAGAUUGUUGUCUUCCAUAUUCGGUAAAAAUCCAAGUCCGUCUCCGACGAGCGAUGGUUCGCCGUCGCCCGCACCUAGCAAAUCUCCUGUGGCGAAAACCAAACUCACGUCGGUGACCAAGGAGCAAGAAUCUGAAUCAAAGCCAGUUGAAGAUGAAGCUGAACCUGCUGUGCCCAAACGAUCUGCUGUUCCAUCCAAAUUGGGCAUCGGCGUCGGAGGGAACGUGCUGGCUGAAAUGAAAGCCAGACAGGAGCGUCGAAUAUCUGGAAUACUCAAGCAGAAUUCUGAAGAAUCUGAUUUCUCCGAACGGGGGAUAGAAAAAGGGGAACCUAAUAAAGCCAAUAAUUUGUCGCCCAAUCCUCUCGGAGGAAUCAGACUGCGACCAACUCCUCACACGCCAGAAGAACAGGAGCCACCGAAAUUGCCUGAAAGAAAUAACGUUCGCUUUAUUCGACCAGCGGGACUAGAGGAAGUGGAAUCAGACCGAAACAAACCAGCCAACCCACUAACCGGCUUCCGGCUGCGUCAUAGGGGCGGUGCUGAUGAACCUGAAACGGCUAAAUUAGAAGAUAAAUCUAAUGCGUUAAAUCAGAUAAGAUUGAGGGCUACUAGUGCGGUGGUGGACGAUUCACCUUCGCCCGAUCCAUCUGGUGACGCAAAAGCUAAUCCACUAAGUGGAGUACGAUUACGUUCUACCGGAAUCAACGUGACAGAUCCGCUCAAAUCGCCCAAUAAUGGCGAUUCUAACGCUGAAAACAAGAACGAUUCAAGGAACUCUCUGACUAAAUUGAAGCCUCCUCCCCUAGCCCCCAAGCCUAGACCUUGGUCAAUUGUAGGCUCUGACAAGAAAACUGACGACAUUGAUGGAGCUGAUGCGGCAAAAGAAAAUGACGCGAAAGAAGCUGUGAAGCCGAGCAAAGUUCGAGCCAUGGCAGCAGCCGUCAAUUUUAACAAUUCAGGCUCUGAUGUUGUCCGCCGUAGCAACAAACCUUCGCAUGAGGAACAGGACGGACUUCCAGUUGAAUUCUUAGAGUCCAAAGACGGUGAACUGGAACAAGCGUAUGGACAAGAUUCUCUGAGUUCCAUUGGGUUCCUCACUAACCAACAGGCUACGCUUCCCCAGCAGCAGCAACAGCCUUUGAUUUCCCAGCAAUCCCCAGCGUCUUUGAUUUUAAACAACUUUUCACUAGAAGACGCCGUCGACGUGUAAGGCAAUCAAUUGAACAUGACGAUGGACCAUCCAAUCUGUAAACAGCUUUGCCAAUUGAUGGUGUCGGCACUCCGUUGCUGUGAUCUAUCUUCUUACCAUAUAUAUUCGCAUUCAUAUUUUAAUCUAUAUAUCAACCGUAUUUGUCGAAAUUCAGUCGUGAGAUUUCUUCAUUCUCUUUUAGAUUCUCUUGUUUUCUUACCUCCUCUUUGAGCCAAGUCGGUACAUCGAUUCGAAUUCCAAUCCAAUCUGCCGCCAUCAGACCUUUCGUACCACUUGACGAAAGUAUCGAACAUAUUUGAAGUGAGUGCACAAUGAU
Daphnia carinata is the source of this 5245-nucleotide messenger RNA. It is a transcript of the gene LRR, whose product is annotated as F-actin-uncapping protein LRRC16A-like. The transcript is spliced from 24 exons. Gene Ontology annotation, cellular component: lamellipodium; plasma membrane. Bases 214 to 4929 code for a protein of 1571 amino acids. Gene Ontology annotation, biological process: cell migration; regulation of Arp2/3 complex-mediated actin nucleation. Gene Ontology annotation, molecular function: protein binding. NCBI's taxonomy places the organism in Eukaryota, Metazoa, Arthropoda, Branchiopoda, Diplostraca, Daphniidae. The record is from RefSeq and is a predicted model, not a curated record.